Molecule: messenger RNA, 846 nt
Organism: Dujonia railenensis
Lineage: Eukaryota; Fungi; Ascomycota; Pichiomycetes; Serinales; Debaryomycetaceae
Source: the annotation of a GenBank genome assembly
AUGUCAGUACCCUCCAUUGCUAUAGAGAAGGCAUUAGAACCUAACUUUCAAGAGCAAGAAUUUGUACAUAGUGUGUAUAAUGAUAUUGCAUCGCAUUUCUCACAAACAAGAUAUAAGCCUUGGCCCAUCGUGGAAGACUUCUUGAAAACUAGGCCUGAUUAUUCCAUAGGGCUAGACGUUGGGUGUGGAAAUGGUAAAUAUCUUGGUGUAAAUGAAAAGCUUUACAUGAUAGGUACCGAUAGGUCGGACGGAUUAAUCACAUGUGGUCAUGAAAUAUCUAAGGGUCAGUACAAUGUAGGUGUUGCAGAUGGAUUGAACUUACCACAUGAAAAUGGGAAAUUUGAUUUUGCCAUUUCCAUUGCAGUUAUACAUCACUUUGCAAACGAAGACAGAAGAAUCGAAGCUAUACGUCACAUAUUAUCAAAAUUAAGGAAAGGUGGUGAAUUAUUGGUGUACUGUUGGGCCCUAGAACAAGAAAACUCGAGAAGAGGUUACAAGGAUGGAGAUGAACAAGAUAUUUUGAUUCCAUGGGUCUUGCAAAAGAAGCAAGAAAAGAAGCCGAAGGUUAAGAAACAGAGAAAGUCAAAAAAGACAGCUAUAGAAAAUCAGCUAGAUUCAUUAGAUUUGAAAGCAACCGAACCCAAGGCGGACGAGAUGGAAGAGACUAAAAUUGAAGAAGAAAAGGUGCAAGAUGAGCAAAAGGCUAAAGAGGAGCAAACGAAGUACAGAUACUAUCACUUAUAUAAAAAAGGUGAGCUUCACGAAAAUGCUAUCAAGGCUGGAGGACUGGUUGUAAGAGAAGGAUACGAGAAAGAUAAUUGGUGGUGUGUAAUAAAAAAUGAGUAG